Messenger RNA from Penicillium verhagenii, 1065 nucleotides. RefSeq lists its product as uncharacterized. Lineage: Eukaryota; Fungi; Ascomycota; Eurotiomycetes; Eurotiales; Aspergillaceae. The record is from RefSeq and is a predicted model, not a curated record. The transcript has 3 exons. Bases 1 to 1065 code for a protein of 354 amino acids.
AUGACUUCAGACUCAGAGAGUUACACAACAGAAUACUUGAACGAGUAUUGCGGCGGGGAGCUUAUUGCCACUGCGGUGGUGUUCAUGGUCCUGGAGAUAGCAUUUUCGACCAUUCGAUGGUAUGCGAAACGGAGGCAGGAGGUGCCCGUAGGUCUGGAUGACUGGUUUAUCUGGCCUGCACUCGUUGUCAACCUUAUUCUUUGCAUCGAAGGCUUGAUUCUUAUUCCUCUCGCCGGCGUGGGACGACAUCUUGUCGUAAUCGAAGCACGCAGUCCAGAGAAGUUGGUUGUCUGGGCCAAGGGCGUCUACGCGUGUGUUUGGAUAUGGGCGCUAGCAGUGGCUCUCCCCAAGAUGUCAAUUCUGGGGUUUUACCUCCGUUUUUUCAAGUCACCUUAUGAACGCGCCACAUGCUACUUUUUGAUGUUCGUCACCGCCGCCAGUUUCAUCGGCAUCGGACUUACCGCAACGUUUGCGUGUACGCCUGUGAGCUAUCAAUGGGAACGAACAAAGCCAGGCGCAACAGGGAAAUGCAUCGACAUCACUGUAUUCUAUGAUUGGAUGUCAUUCCCGAAUAUUGUCACAGACGCCAUUCUCUUAUUUCUACCACUGCCGAUGAUAUUACGGCUACAUCUUCCUCGACACCAAAAGGCCGGACUGGUUCUUAUCUUCGCGACGGGUGGAGCAGGAAUUAUCACAUCAUGCCUCCGCUUCGCUACUUUUUACAACAACAAUGCACUUGAAGAUAACACCUGGACUUCAGUUCAACUCCUCAAAUGGACGGACAUUGAGCCAGGAAUCUACUUUCUCGCUGCGUGCAUGCCUUCAUUCGGUCCUCUUUUACAGCGUGCUUGGGGUCGCUUUAUCGCACCUCAAGUUAAAAGUCUAAGGAAGUCGUCAGGAAAGACAAGUGGGUCUGAUCGCGGUAGCAAUGGACUCGCAUUGUAUACCAUUGGAGGUGGACGCAGGGACCAUAAGCCUGGAAACUAUAGUGAUAGUCAUUCCAGAGCUUUUCUGAGACUGAGCGAGGACGAGGAUGAGAGAGUGACUGUACCACAGGGUGCCUAA